AUGAAUAAAACAUUACAAUUGCUAUUGGUGGCUACGAUUUCCGUUCCCGUUAUGUAUUCUCUUACAUGUUAUAAAGGAUUUCGGCUUUUUCGAGGUCAAUCAUUUGGCACAGAAACGGAAGAAUGCGAGAAUGAAAGAGAUUACUGCUAUAACAUGACCGCAGAAGCUGCACUGGUUUUCAAGACCAUAAAGGCUGGUUGCUCAACCUAUAGAUGCAUGUUAUCAGCGAACACAUGCAGAAGUGUGACUUUCCAAGGUAUACCUGUUAACUUCUGCUGUUGUAAUGAAUAUGAUCUUUGUAAUUAUAAUCACGAAUAA
Messenger RNA from Cercopithifilaria johnstoni, 318 nucleotides. The record is from the annotation of a GenBank genome assembly. NCBI's taxonomy places the organism in Eukaryota, Metazoa, Nematoda, Chromadorea, Rhabditida, Onchocercidae.